This is a messenger RNA of Magnolia sinica, 1761 nucleotides long. Its product is annotated as probable serine/threonine-protein kinase PBL11. Gene Ontology annotation, cellular component: plasma membrane. Gene Ontology annotation, biological process: protein phosphorylation. The transcript has 3 exons. The record is from RefSeq and is a predicted model, not a curated record. The coding region runs from base 1348 to 1698 and encodes 116 amino acids. NCBI's taxonomy places the organism in Eukaryota, Viridiplantae, Streptophyta, Magnoliopsida, Magnoliales, Magnoliaceae.
AAAUGUCACCAUUUAAUAUAAAGUUGAUGGUGUUGCAUUGGAGUUCUCUUAUGCUGAGAUUUGAAGUUGGUAAUAGAAUGAGCCUAUCCUUUUAAAGUGAGAAUGUCUUGCUUCUGCUUCUUCAAUUUGAAGAAAUUUAAGUUGGGCAUGUUUCCUAAUCAACCGAAACUGGUGUUAUGAUGCGACUGUGGACAUGGAUUCUGUAACCUUGAUGAGAGAGAGAGAGAGAGAGAGAGAGAGAGAGAGAGAGAGAGAGAGAGAGAGAGAGAGACUAUCAUCUUCCUUAGUGAAUAUCAUCUUCUAUUCAGUAUGCAUUUUCUUCCUUUUCUUCUUCUUUAAGUUGUUGUCUAAUGAAUUCAAUGCCAUUAUCUUCUAUUCUUCUCUGUUUCUUUUUUCUUUUUACUUUUUGGUUGGAGAUACUAUACACACACAAUGCUUGGACUGCAUGGUUGGAGGGUUCAACUGUUUGGGAUUUCAGUUUGUACAAGUGGGGUCAUGGUUCAAUGAUCCAAAGCCCAAACCACUUAAACCAUAGACAUGAUGAACCUCACCCUGGAUGGCCGAUGCAUUAAAAUUUGUCAGAUUGGAAAAUCGUAGCAAUAGGUUUUUUGAUCUUUUUUCCAGUUGAAUCAGAGACAUUACUGUAUAUUUUUUCUUAACCAUUUUUUUUUUCUGAACCAUAGCUCUUCUUCUCCAUUCAACUGUUUCGGUUUUCAUGACUUUUCCAUUAAAACCCAUCAAUGUAACUCCUAUGUCAUUUCUACAUUUUGGAACCUUAAGGGACUGAGUAUACCAUUCAUAUAUGCAUUUGCUGCCCACACUCCUAUAUAAAUUUGUCUAAAAUUAGCAAAAGAUAGUUUAACCCAGGAGAAUCUGUAAAUUCUUCACUCUUCACUUUCUCAGAUACUUCCCUUUUUCUUUUAUUUUCUUUAAGGUUAACUGCAUUAGUAAAACAAGGGGAUUAGAGGAUCUUAGAUGCAUUAUAUUUACUAAAAAUGGACUGUGUGAUGUUGUAAUCAGGUAUUUUCUUACCAUGCAGGGUUGCUAUUUUAUGGAAAAUUCCAAAGCAUCUAUUCCUUGGAGGAUGAUGACAAAUUGCUCUCUAAGUCUUGGACUCAUUUCCAAAAAUGGAUUGUGUGAUGAUGUAAUCGGGUUUGUUUUAUGGUUGUUUGUAUGUUGGUAGAUCAGGUUGAAUGUUGGAAUUCAUGUUCAACCUACGAGAUCAGGUGUAAGAAUGCAUGUAUAUGCCCAAUCUGUAAAAGGGUCAGUGGAGCGUGGCACGUUUAGAGUUAAAUGAGUCACGUUAGACUUGAUGAAUUUUAACUGAGCCUGUUGGGGGAGAGAGUAAUGGAUUCUGGGUUGGGUUUUGGUGGGAAUUUUUUAACUGAGCUAUCGGCAAUUAUCUUGUGCAGAUACCUUACACCUGAGUAUGCAGAGAAUGACAUAGUUUCUGUAAGGACAGAUGUUUAUUCAUUUGGAAUUGUUCUGUUGCAAUUGAUAUCAGGACACAAUGUGAUCAAUGAAAAUCAAGAAGAGCAAAGCCAGUCUCUACUUCAAUGGGUUCCUAAAACAGUUGUCCAGCAGAUAUUUUUGCUAAACAGACUUGAUGUGGAGCUUUGUAAGCAUGCUCAGGACAUCUUUGCACAGCAGUGGAAACAUCUUGCCGAGAAGUUGAUUAAAGUGUGUUACAUCUUUUAAGCAAACAGGUGGUACUCUUUGCUGGAUGUAUAUGUCGCCAUGGAUUAAUUGCUCAAAAAGGUU